CUGCAAUCCUGUUUUCCUCGGAAAGUAGUUCGUGCAUUGGUGAGGGCUAACGUCCGCUUCCACCAAGGGUGAUAUCGCAGACAAAGAGUUUUAUAGGAUAACAGAAAUUUUAAUCGUUGGUUUACCGAUUAAGUUUAAAGAAUUAUAACUUUACAUGAAUCUUGUGAUAAUAACUCUGUGUUCGCGAAAGUAAGAUCGGGUUUAUUUAUUCACAUAUAAUAUGAACGUGUUUCUUAUUCCUUUUACUUGAAUACCAACAAACAUACGAAACUGCGUGAUAUUCAGCCAGUAUAAAAUGAACGUGUUUCUUAUUCCUUUUAUAUUAAUAUCACACGGAGUCCGUGGAUCCAGUGUUGAACAUGAAACAGCUAUACGAACUGAAUUAUUCACCAAUAGAAGUUAUGAUUUAAAAGUUAGACCAAAUCCAACAGUUUUACUUCAAGUUCGUUUAAAUCUUCUCACCAUAAAUCACAUGGAUAUCCUUGAGCAGAGUUUCAAAGUAACAGGGUGGCUGACCGUGGAAUGGCACGACAAGAGACUAUCCUGGAUGAAACCUUCUAACGAAAGUGUUGGCUUUAUCUUCGCCACAGAGGAAAAGGUCUGGCGACCUGCCCUUAUUGUUAGCAAUUCAAUAAACCAUUUUGAGAUAAUUCAAGAUGAAUAUUGUCCCUUUAGGAUUGAUAAUACUGGUAGGAUUAUUUGGGAUCCUCCAGGAAUCUAUGAAGUCAACUGUAAAGCCGAAAUCACAUACUAUCCAUUCGACACCCAGGAAUGUUCCAUUAUUUUACAAAGUUGGGGAUACAAUCUACGGGAGGUGAAUAUAACGGUUCUUGAUAACGCUGUCAACACCAGGUUGAUGAAACCGAAUGGAGAAUGGGAUAUGGAAAGACCAUAUUAUGAAAUAGUCAGGAAUCGGGACAUCAAGCAGGAUGAUUACAGUCAGAUUAGGUUCCAUUUCAAACUCAGGCGAAGAUCUCAAUAUUAUUGGCUGAACAUCAUCUUACCAGUUAUUGUGAACUCUGUCCUUACCGCCUUAGUCUUUGCUUUACCUGCUGAGUCUGGGGAAAAGAUUGGUUACUCUCUGACUGUCCUCUUGUCAUUCAUUGUGCUGUUGACUCUUGUGGCUUAUAAGAUUCCUUCCAUAUCACUUGAUACUUCACUUAUAGUUGUGUACGUCGCAUUAGUGUUGAUACUGGGAGCCAUGUCAGUCUUUUUUACCACCAUAGUGCUGGAUCUAUACUUCCGUGACGUGAAUGAGUCUAUACCUGUUUGGUUGUUGUUUUUAUUUCAGAAUAUCAUGGGGCGUCUUGUCUUUUAUAAAGGAUGUAAACGGCGACAAUUUAAGAAAAAGGUAAAUAGAGUCAUUUCAAGUGUAGAGAUCAAAUCAAUCAAGCCGAAAAACGAAAACGAUGAAAUCGAAAAUCCGACAGAAUCCCAGUUAGAGGACACUGGGGAAAGGCUGCUUUCUUGGCAGGAUAUUUCUAAAAUAUUGGACAGAUUUUUCCUGUGGUUUUAUUUGAUAUUGAUAAUAGUAAUAAAUAUCGCAUUUCUGACAAUCACAUCUGCCAACAGUAGCUAAAUUCUUUAUUCACUUUGAUAUUUUGGACAUAAAACCAUCUCUUUAAUUAUGCUUUGUAAAAUCAAUAAAAUUAUAACUGAUCA
This is a messenger RNA of Patella vulgata (common limpet), 1662 nucleotides long. RefSeq names its product neuronal acetylcholine receptor subunit alpha-3. The transcript has 6 exons. Bases 296 to 1579 code for a protein of 427 amino acids. Gene Ontology annotation, molecular function: neurotransmitter receptor activity; extracellular ligand-gated monoatomic ion channel activity; transmembrane signaling receptor activity. Gene Ontology annotation, cellular component: neuron projection; synapse; membrane. NCBI's taxonomy places the organism in Eukaryota, Metazoa, Mollusca, Gastropoda, Patellidae. Gene Ontology annotation, biological process: regulation of membrane potential; nervous system process; signal transduction. The record is from RefSeq and is a predicted model, not a curated record.